Xyrichtys novacula (pearly razorfish) is the source of this 5569-nucleotide messenger RNA. The record is from the annotation of a GenBank genome assembly. NCBI's taxonomy places the organism in Eukaryota, Metazoa, Chordata, Actinopteri, Labriformes, Labridae.
GUUUUCGCGUUUAUGCCGUCGACGAAUUUUGACCCGUACUGCAUUCCGUAGCGUGUGAGUAACUAGGAAGUGUUGGUAACCAAGGAAAGCAAGGGAUGAGGAGACUUUUCGGUUAUGAGGCGCAAAACGUUGUAAGGUUUUCACAAACAUUAAGGCAGAGAACCCCAUUUUAUCGCCGAAAGACUUGGAAAAUAUUUUUUUCUCGCUAUAGCGGCUCAUAAAUACUUGGGUAAGUAUUUCAGGUAGUAAUCGGAGUGACGAAAGUAUUACCGCGUUUAAACUGCUUGGGUUUUCUCUUGUGUGAUUGAACGCUCCUCAUUGGUGAACGUUAGUAAACACGAAACAUUCAAUUAGCAUCAGGAUAACUGGGUUACACAUUCCUAAGUGUUUUGUGGAGGCUAUGUGAAGUGAAUGUAACAGGAAUAAGGAUUGGGUUAAAGUAAUGCUUACUUUUGAUGCAUGUAACUUGUGCUUCAGGUCGAUGGCUCUGCCGACCCUCUCGGUUCAUGGGCCCAGUCGGUCCCGGGUGCUGGCCGGACAGCUGGCCCGGCAGCGGGAGCAGGAGGCUCGAUGGCGGCAGCAGUGGGAGCUGCAUGCUCAGUACUUCAGGGAGCAGAGAGUCCGCAGCCAGAAACAAGCUGUGUGGAGCUCCCGACAGUCCUACCAGCAGAGGUAACUUCACCAUACACAGAGUCACUGACUCUUCGAGCACGAUAACAGCUCGAGAAAUACAAGAAAUUAGAAGUCAGAUGCUGAAAAAUACUGGUGACUACAGAUUUCUACUAAUCAAACUAAGUCGCGGUAUUGAACACCUCUACAGUAUACACUCUCUCUCCCCUUUGUAGGUUUCACCACCAAGCAAUAAUACAAUAAAUGUAAGAUGUAUACUUGGAUUAACACAAGGGAAAUGUAGUGCAAUCCAAUACAAUAGGUCGAUACGGUGGCCGAGAAACGCCACUGCUGCAAAUAAAAAAAUAAAAUUAAAAAAAAAGAAUGCAAAAAAAAAAAGAGAAGCCACAAUGGAAGUUACCAAUCCAAAAAAAAAAGCCCACUGCGAAAAAAAAAAACCCCAAUGCAGAUAAAAAACAAAACAAAACAGUGGCAAUCAAAAAAAAAAUAAUACUUACUGCAAAAAUAAAAGGAUGCAAAUAAAAAAAGCCACAAUGGAAGCGAGCUGCCGGGGACCAAUAAUGAUGAUGCACCAGGGUUUUAUGAUCUAGGCACAGAAGAUGACGGCAAGAAGACGAGCAAAGAAGUAAGUGGAAAGGUUAUUAUUUGAUUUCGCUUCGUGUACUUUUCAAUGUUUCAUCUGGUUAGGCCAUGUAGCUUGAGUCAAUAUGAAGUUCAACUGAAGCUAACCCUACUACUGCAUCCUCCAGUUCAACUUCAUAUCGACUUAGGCCAAAACACUUGUGCAUCAUCAUUAUUGGUCCCCGGCAGCUCACUUCCGUUGUGGCUUUUCUUAUUUGCAUCCUUUUAUUUUUGCAGUAAGCUUUUUUUUUUCCCCCAUCGUUACUUUUUUUUUUUGCUAACUUCCGUUGUGGCUUUUUUUUUUUUUUUUUUUAAUCUGCACCAUUUCCUUUUUUUAUUUGCAGCGGGCUCUGGUUUCUUUUUUUGUUGUUGUUGUGACUUCUUUUUUUUUUUUACAUUCUUUUUUUAUUUGCGGAUUAUUGGUUAAAAAAAACUCAUUAAAAGAGUAAAAGCACGAUAAGCAGGUUCUAUGAGGGGGGAUCAAAAGUUCUGCUGGAAAGGAAAUUUUUUAGUCCUUUUUAAAAACUUUUACUGGGUUGUGGUGCCCUCAGGGUGUCAGGGAGGGCACUCCAAAGGCGUGGAGCAGCAGCACAGAAGGCCAUAUCUCCCAUGGUCCUUAAUUUGGUUCUGGGGGUGAGGAGGAUACAUAGAGCUGAAAUGAAGCAAUUGAUAAACCAUGAAGUUUCUGUAUGAAUGCAAAGAUUUUCAUCUUUUUAUGAUCCACUUUAUAAUUGUCAUGAUAAUGCAACUAGGUUUGUUUGACAGUCACUGACAAAUUUUUAGGAUGAAGUUGCUAAUUAAAUAGAUUGUUGAUGUUCAUAUCAUUAAAACCAGGUAUUUCACAUAGGUAUUUGUUGAUUCUUUUGGAAUAGAUGAAUAAUCUAAAGAUACAGUGCAGGUAUGAUCUUUUAGCACUUAAGCUCAGAGGUAUUCUCUUCCUCUCAGAUAAUGCUGAAAAAAGAAACAAGGAGAAAAACAACCUUUCCUUUUUCAACCUCUAUUUUGUCAGCAUGUCAGCAUACCAUAACCAAAGACUGAAGGAGGAAAAGAAAGCCGAUCUGGAGCAGCGCAGGGAUCGACUGAGGACUAUGCUUAAAGAGGAGCAGGACCAGCUGGAGGCAGAGCUUAGAAAAGUGGUGCCUGACAGGAAAACACUAGCAGGCCAGCUGGUGCAAAAAACUGAGGAGCUACGCACAGUGAGAGAGGAGAGAAGAAAAAAGGUGUUUCAAUUGAUCUGAUCAUUCCCCUUUCAGCACUGCAUCACAGUUUCUUUACAUUACUGUCAGUCUACAAUAUGUUUCUCUUUUUCAUCCCCAGCUUGCACAAGAGCUCCUAAAGGAACAUUGGAAGAAAAACAACCCAGAGCUGCGGGAGGUAGCUAAUUUUAAUUUUUAACACAAAAGUCUCACCAUGUUGCCAUUCCUUUUAUAAUAGUUUCUGACAUGAAAAAAAAGACAAAUGUAAUUAGGAUUCUUGAGGCAAUACUCUGCUUCCUAAGACUCUUGUGGGAAGGGAAAAUAGACACUUUUUGUCACAUUACCCACUUGAUCUUGAAACUAAUAGGGCUUGUGAUGUGGAUAUUCCAUGACUUUCUGUGAACCUGAGAGAUUGAGAUGAUCUGGUAUCUCUUCAGUUUAGGCUCAUGUUCAUCAGUAUCUCUGUCUUAUCUUUGUUAGUACCUGCUUCCUUAAUCUGUCCACAGGUGGAGUCAGCAUUGCAUACAGAUCAUGUUGUCAGCCAAUGGCAGGGGCAGAUAUCUGAGAGAAGACAGGUAAGACAUUCAUCACAGCUGUCCAAACAAACAGCUAAAUAAUUUCCUUUAGCUGUUUUUACAAUCAUCUAAAUUCUGCAAGUGUUUUUAUCCUUAUGUUGUUGAUCAACAUUGAUGUUGCUAGUUUGCAAAUUAAUUUGAACCAAAAUAAAGAGAAGCCGCUUCAUUCUCCAAAGUAUCACCUCAGUCGAGCCAGCAGGGGCAAAUAGCACCCACAGAUCAUUAAACUCUGUCGUUAUCUGUUUACUCGACUAAUUAUUUAUGUAGCAAAUCAAUUUUUAAUUAAACAGUACCCAUCUGUGCGCAAAGUAUCAACUGUGAAAUCCACUCUCAUCAAUCACUUCAACAUGGUACAUAAUUGAACAAGUUUUGACACCCAUUGUAAGUGACCCAUGUCUCCAAACAUGCAGCAAGAAAUAGCAGAACACGAGGAGAAGAGACGCUAUGAAAAUGAGUACGAGAGGACUCGAAAAGAAGCUCUGGAGAGGAUGAGGCAAGCGGAGGAAAAAAAGAAAGAAGAGGAGCAGAAGAGGGCUGAAGAUCUUCGAAAACAGAUGGAGGAGCUGAAGCUGAGGGAAGAAGAGGUAUCUAGUGAUUGGAUAUGACAGCUCUGCUCUUUAAAAUUACAUGGCAGAUGUGUUUUUCACAUUUUUUCCCCCUCAGGCAACCCGUCUAAAGAAGGAGCAUGAAGCUCUGCUGGUCAAGAAGUGGGAACUGGAGAGGAUAGAGGAGGAGAGGAUGAAGGUGGAGGAGCGUCAGAAGAAGUCUGAGAUGGGGUAAGGGAAGCCCUUUUUACUCAGAACUAAAUACUAGUAAGGUGAUACUUCACUCACUGGAUUUGUGAUUCAUCAGGCAUUUCUUGGUCCGUCAAUAUCGUGCUCAGCUUAGGAGGAGAGCUCAGCGAGUGCAAGAGGAGCUGGUUCGUCUAGUUUUAAUAUUUCUAACAUUUUUAUUUACAAGUGGAGUAUUUAGCCUUUUUUCAUGUUGCACUCCUCUGUCCUCAUCAGGAGAAUGAUCAGCGGAUCCUGGCUGCCCUGCUAGAAGGAGAAGAGGAAGACCACAAGAUGAAUUCUGCACGGCGGGAAAGGGCCGUCGCAGAUGUUGCCUGGAUGAAGCGCGUCAUUGAAGAGCAGCUUCAACUAGAGCAGGAGAGGGAGGCUGAGUUUGAUGUUUUACACAGGUAAGCACAAAGAUUUUAUGAGCUCUGUGUCUGUUGGAGGGGGACUCAACUAUAAAAACCACCAAUAUAUUCUAAUCAUUUCAGAGAGGAAGCCCAACGUGUGUGGGAGAAACGAGAGGUGCAGUGGGAGAAAGAGAGGAAAGCCAGAGAGAGGCUUAUGCGAGAGGUGAAUUUUAGUCAAAUUAAACUGAAUUUUUUGAGAGUGAUAUUCAAUAAAGUGAAAUUCUCUUUCUUCCUCGUGAAAAGGUGUUUGCAGAGAGACAGCAUCAGCUGGAGCUGAAGGUACAGAAAAACCGGGAGGCUCAGGAGGAGUCACUAAGGCAACGAGAGGAACUCAUCCAAGAGCUGGAGCAGGAGAGGGAAAUCAGACAGCAGGAGUUGGAGCAAGAGGCGGGUCGCAGAACUGAACGCAUGCAAGAGAUAAAUGCUCAGGUGGGCCCAUAAUGAAGUGGAAUGUCUUAUCAUAGUGCAUCAUCAAUUAUAGGACCUCAAAAAAGCUCUUCUCGGUCUCCAACAAGGAGUCUUUGAUUGCAGCUCAUUUCUGUGAUUGUGUGUGUGUGUGUAUUGUAGGUGGAGCAGCAGCGCCAAGAUCAGUGGGAGGAGCAGCGUAGGAUAGAGCAGGAAGAGGAAGAAGACAGGGAGGCUGUCCGAAUCCAGGAGGAAGAGCUGAGGAGUGAGAUUCAGAGGAUGGCCAAGAGAGGGUUCCAGGAAAAGGUAAGAGAUGAAAGUCAAAGUCAACCUUUAUGACUUCUUCAAUGCAACAAAAAAAGCUAUUUCAUGUUUAUUUUUGAAAACUUUGGCUCUUCCAGGUUCACAGCAGACCACGAUCAGCCUGGACCUGAGUUACCUGCAGGAAUGAGAUCCAAAACGUGCUGUGAGAUGUAACCAUGUGAAAGAAUUAUUCCUGAAAAUGAUUCACAUCUCUUCAAUCCAAAGUGACACACUUUUUCUCUGGUUUGGAUUUUCUCGCUGAGCCAAAAAGACAAAUGGGAUAUUAAUUCAACAUGAUUCAUUUGCACUCCUGAAGGGUAAAUUUCACAACGUACUUUUGCGCAUUUCUUUUUACAUAUUUCUCACUUUGGAUCAGUGUAAAGGUUAGUUUUUACAGAAAAGUAGUAAAAGAGUGAACGUUUUUAUCAACCGAAUCUUUAAAAACACCGGUCCUGCUUUACGAAUGAAUCCAGGCUGUGAUUAUCAUGACUUUUAGGACUGAAGUAUCGAAGUAGAUUCAGAGUAAAUGUGUGCCAUCUUUUUGUAAGUUAUUUAAUAAUAGUUGUUUGUAUAUAAAUAAAAAGGUUUUUUAGUUUCAAAGCUGUAUUUUUCCAAACUAUAUUUGUAGACUGUUUUCAAUAAAACUGCUAAAAAAA